This is a messenger RNA of Puccinia graminis f. sp. tritici CRL 75-36-700-3, 581 nucleotides long. RefSeq lists its product as uncharacterized. NCBI's taxonomy places the organism in Eukaryota, Fungi, Basidiomycota, Pucciniomycetes, Pucciniales, Pucciniaceae. The transcript has 4 exons. Bases 42 to 581 code for a protein of 179 amino acids. The record is from RefSeq and is a predicted model, not a curated record.
UUUCAAAAAAAAACUCAUUUCGAAAUAAUAACGACACUUUAAUGGGCGGAAAAAUGUAUGAACAUAAUGGACUUGGACGGAUGCAGCUGGCUGCGAUUUCAACGCGACUUAUCUUAAUUUUCUUGCUAAUCUUAAACGUCGAGGGCAUCCAACAAUCAGGAUGUGCCAACUUCUUCCAGUUGGCGCCUUUGCCGCUCUGUGACGGGACACCUCAAAUUCCAGGAGUGGGCUCAGGGGGGAUCAGCUCAGGUGCACCUCCGCCGGAGCCAAAGCUCAAGGCUCCAUCAAAUGAUCGGCCUCUUCCGCCUGCCCUCAAGGCUCCCGGACCAAUCGUCAAAGACGCUAAGGGAACAACGCCUUUGUUCAGUCGGUGGAGACAUAGGAGGGAUGCUAAUUUUUUUGCAGUCAAAAAGGGAGACGACUUGACCUUCAAAACUACCGAAGCCGCCUGUGGAAAAUAUGAUACGGACACCGUGUUGGGAGUUUGUCUGUGGUCGGGGAUCGAUGAAUCUGGAAAGGAUCCUAAUAAGAGUGGCUGGAUUAGCGGUUCGGCAACCACCAAUUGCAAUCGGGAAGUGUAA